Messenger RNA from Eleginops maclovinus (Patagonian blennie), 6344 nucleotides. RefSeq names its product family with sequence similarity 83 member Ha (gene sack1ha). The transcript is spliced from 6 exons. NCBI's taxonomy places the organism in Eukaryota, Metazoa, Chordata, Actinopteri, Perciformes, Eleginopidae. Gene Ontology annotation, biological process: intermediate filament cytoskeleton organization; signal transduction; positive regulation of cell migration. Gene Ontology annotation, cellular component: keratin filament. Gene Ontology annotation, molecular function: keratin filament binding; protein kinase binding. Bases 289 to 5238 code for a protein of 1649 amino acids. The record is from RefSeq and is a predicted model, not a curated record.
UAAAGUCGAGGCGGGGCGAAAUUUAUCGACGGCAAGUCUCUCUCUGUCUCUCUCUCUCUCUCUGUUUGCUGUCUCCAACAUACUCGCCAACAUGCCGCAAGCAUGACAAUAAACUGGUUUAGCUGGGUGACGGGGGUUAAAUAAUGUAACAGAAAACUUUCGACGAGUCCCACCUGGACCAGAAACACGUCGCAGCGGUGAAGCAAAACAUGGUGAAGAAGGCAAGAUGACGGGCUUAAAGUUUAACCAAGGAGAAGCUUAAAGAGACAAUAACAUUUGGACUACAGUAUGGCACAUCGCUCUCAGUGUUCCUCUGCCGGGGAUAACCCCCUGGACCCUAACUACCUCCCCCCUCACUAUCGGGAAGAGUACCGCUUGGCUAUUGAUGCUCUCAUUGAGGAAGACUUGGAGGGAUACUACCAGUUUCUCCAAAAAUCAGAUGUGGUGGACUUCCUGGCCUCACCUGAGAUUGAGUUUAUCUCGAGCUCUGUUCAGGCGCCUCAGCAGAGCAACAACCCUGAACAAUAUUAUCCAGAGGAUGAAGGAGAUGGCUCCUCAGACACUUACUGGCCCAUUCACUCUGACCUGGACGCUCCAGGCUUGGACCUUGGCUGGCCUCAGAUGCACCACUUCAUUGGGCCCACAGAGGUCACCACUCUGGUCAACCCCCCUGAGCCUGACAUGCCGAGUAUCAAGGAGCAGGCCCGACGACUUAUCAAGAAUGCUCGGCAGGUGAUUGCCAUAGUGAUGGACAUGUUUACUGAUGUUGACAUACUUGCGGAUAUUCUCAAUGCUGCUAUGAGGAAUGUUGCUGUCUACAUCGUUUUGGACAAGCAGAAUGCACAUCACUUCGUCAACAUGCUGUCCAACUGCAGAGUUGAUGUACAGAACAUUCAACUUUUACGCGUGAGAACAGUGUCAGGCAUCACAUACCACUGCCGCUCAGGGAGCACCUUCACAGGUCAGAUGAUGGAUCGCUUCUUGUUGACAGACUGCAGGGCAGUGCUGAGUGGAAACUACAGCUUCAUGUGGUCUUAUGAGAAGCUACACCGCUGUAUGGCACACCUUUUUCUUGGACAGCUCGUUACGACCUUUGAUGAAGAGUUUCGGAUUCUUUUUGCUCAGUCCCAACCACUGAUUAUUGAAAACUUCUCUCCAAUGGAUGAGUUGGGCCAUUCACAAAAGAGGCAAUAUCCAAGUGACAGAACAAUGUACAGAGAUACAAAGAAGUUUCAGUCACUGGACACCGGUUAUCCAGAUGAGGGGCUAAGGCAUCCCUACAAUGAACGCAUGGAAUGGAGAAAUAUGCCCCUUAAAAGGCAGGAAUCCUUGCAAGGCCCUGCAAACGUGCACAGUAGAUAUACACCCCAGCAUCCUCGCAUGGAUCCAUCGCUUGAUCAGGGCCCUUCCAGACUGCCCAUCAUGGAAAGUCCUGCCUUCAAACGUCACAGUUAUGCUGAAGGCGCUUAUGGUAGAUACUCUUUGCCAUUCACGCAGCAACAGGGAAUGCCAGAAUCUGAGAACCUGGGAAGGCAGUUCUACAGGGGGCAGCAGCCUGGACCAGCACCAGGGAAAGAGGCAGAUUAUGGUGCAAAUGAGAAGUUCUGGAACCAAGACUUUUAUUCAGCAGAUCCUUAUAUUGAACCUGGUUUACCACCAGAGGUUGAACCAUCUGAUAACUUUGACCCUGUGCUCAACUAUUUAUCAUCUACCAGGAUUGCAGAUUUUGACAAGAGCUCAGAGAAAUCGCAACCUGUUGCAGAUUUUCCGUUUGGUUCAUCUCACCCUAGAAGAUCGAGUUUAGGCAACCCACAAGCCUAUCAAGCAUCUCCCACCCCAUCAAAUCCAACUGAUCAGAAACAGUCUUUCCAGGAACCUAUCGCUGACCGCAAGGAUCCUUUGGUGAAACGAGGGCUAAGAAACUGGAGGAUUAGCUCAUUUCUUAGUGCACAUGAUAAUCCAGAAGAGGAAGGCCUGCCAUCAGCCCCACUUAAUGCCCAGGAUCCAUUUGAAGUGCCCUCUAACCCUAUACAGCAAACAGCAGGCAUUGAUUUAUCAGUCCCAAAAAUCCCUAAUGUCAGAGAGUUUAGGGUUCCUGCAAUACCCAGGGCAAGUCAGAUGCCAAGUUAUGUCACCACAAGGGAACAGCCAAAGAAAUUGGCUGAUGUAAACACUGCAGUAGCAGCGGAGACCAAAACAACACCAACACCUUCAGAAUCAUCAUCAUCCACAACUGAAGUGGAGAAAAUAGACGAGCAAGAACAAAAGGAACCAAAAAUGUCUGGCCUUCGAAGGGAGGAGUCAUUCCGUCGGAAAUACAAUGCAGCUAUACCAAGGAGCUCUAGGCUAAGAUCCUCUUUGAUAUUCAGCUCUCUGGACCAGCAGAAUACUGCUGCAGGCGACCAACAGGGUGAGGAAGGGGACAAAGAUGAGGCAGAACAAACAACACUACCGUUUGUUUCUAAAGUUCUGGGACAAAGGAGGACUGCAAGAGAACCUUUUGAAUGGAGUCGUUACAUGAAAUCAGUCACCUCAGAUGCCACAGACCAAUCCAAACCAGAUGAUGUUAACAGUAAGCCAGAUGGUACAGAUUUAUCAAAGGAUAAAGAUUCAAAGGAUCUUUCAGAGGCACAAAAAACAUCACCACCAAUGCCCCAAUCCAAAGCUUCUGAAACUGAGAUGCCAAAAACUGAUCAACCGUUUCAGCCACCCAAUCCUCCAAAUCAUCCAUUGCAUAUAGACAUGUCUGAUCCUGAUAAUAGGCUCAUGUUUUUCAAAGAGCUGGCAGCAAAACGCAAAGCUGCUCAGGCUUCAGACACUGAAAAGAGCAAAGAGAAGGCUCCAAUGAAAACACCAAAUGAACUAAAAAGCAACACAACUGUUGAAAAAAGCACCAAAGAAACCGCAGAAAAGAUGGCUGACGCUUCUCUAUCUAAGGGUUCAUUAGAUAAAAAUGCUUCUUUCGAGGAUGCAGGGAAACCAGUAUCUACAGAAGCAUGCAAAGCAGCCAGUCUAUCUUUGGAUGCCUCCAAAAGCUGUAAACAAGAACAAACCAGAGUUGCAACUGAUUUAGAGAAGAUAGAACUAAGUAACAGCCAAACAGAAGCAACUGUGCCUGUUUCCGCAGAAACAUCACAACCUCAGAGCCAAUUAUCAAACGCACCAAAGCUGUCAAUCCCCGCUGUGAAAAUAAGUAGCCCCAGCCAUCCCCCGACACCAACAAAUGCUACUCCAGCUAGAGUUCAUUCCCUUGCACAAGGUACAGAUAAAAGCAAUAGCCUUGAUACUACCUCAAAAGAAUCUAGUUCACUCACUCCCAGUUCAGAGAAGGCCCCACCAUCUUCUGAAUUAGCUGUAUUGGGUUCUAACACCCCACACCCUGAAUCAGUUCAGUUAGAAACCAGCAUCUCUUCUGACAAAUCAGGCCAAAGCUCAUUGUCUGAACAAAUUCAGCCAUCUACUGGUUCACAGAUCAGUCCGAUUCCUUCUUCGUCCGGCUGUGCUCUGUCUCCCACUUCCACAGAAUCCAUAUUUUCUAGUGUUACCCCGAAAGACUCCAGCUCAACAGUAACUCCCAGCAUAUUGUCCCCUAAUGCACAGGGAUCUGUCAGCCCUUCCCCACCAGCGCCCUCCCAAUUGACGUCAUCUGAUACCCUUUCAGCAACUGACUCUAUGGAAUCUGACAUUUCUUCUGAUACAUGUGCUGCUGGUUCAGAGCAAAACAAACCCUCACUACAGUCCCAUACAAAGACAGACUCUGGAGAAUCAAGUGCUCCUACACCUUCAGAAAAAGUUGUCCCAGAACCAGAAAACAACUCUGUUCCUAAGGGUGUUUUAAAGCAAUCUGAGGUUCUUGAAUCACCCGACGAUGUGAGAGCUGAUAGCACACCACCUUGCCCUUCAUUGUCGAAAACCUGUCUACCUAAUGUAUCUGCCAUAGAGAGUAAAUCCAAAUCUGUUCAAAAUGAGACUAUUACUCCUUCCCCCUCCCAGGCAGACCCUCCACCCAACCAUUGUCCAGCAGGACCAAGCCCUCCUGUCAACCCAGACUCUACUACUAACGCUUCAGUAAAACAAGCAAUCCCUCCAUCAAAACUUAACCUGAAAGGUUCUGUCACCCCUCUUGAAACAGAAUCAUCUUCAUCUCCUUCUUCUCUGUCACCUGAGGCGGAAAAAACUGUUGAAAAGCAAUCUGAGGUUCUUGGAUCAUCAGACAAUGUCAAAUUUGAUAGCAAACUUGCUAGCCUUAGCCCUUCAUCGCCUGGAACAUAUCUACCUAGUGUAUCUGACCUAGAGAGUAAAUCCAAAUCUGGUCUAAUUGAGACUAAUACUGCUUCCCCCACCCCAGCAGACCCUCUACCCAACCAUUAUCCAGUAGAAACAAGCUCUCCUGUCAACCCACACUCCACUAAUAAUGCUUCCCAGUCAGAAAGACAAGCGACCCCUCCCUCCAAACUCAACAUGACAAGUUCUGUCACUUUGAAUCCUCCUGAAACAGAAUCAUCUUCAUCUCCUUCUCCUCUGUCACCUGAGGCUGAAACAACAAAGAGUGUUGGAAAGGAAUCGAAGGUUCUUGGAUCAUCAGAGGAUGUCAAAGCUGAAAGCACGCUUGCUAGCCCUAGCCCUUUAUUGCCUGAAACAUGUCAAGUAUCAGAUCUAAAAAGCAACCCUUCAGAGCAAAAUGUACCUGCUAAAAAUAUUUAUACGGACAAUCAGAAAGAAGCAAUCAAAGAGACAGAAAAGACUGACCCUGUUGCGAAGAAAACUGAUGAUACCGAGGCAACAAAUAAGGUCAAUAAAAUGAGUACACAGGAAUCGGUUGGUAAUGAAAAAACAAAUGAAGUUAGCCAAAACAACUGCUCUGAACCGCAUGAGAGCACACCAGAUGUUCCUUCGUCACCACAGUCCAAGCAGCCAAAAUCUGGCCAGUCUCGCUUCCAGUCAUCAACAGCCAACGUGAUCUCAAGCAGCAACCUCAGAGAUGAUACUAAGCUGCUUCUAGGGCAGAUUUCUGCCAAUAGCCAAAGCAGGAACGAGGCUGCCCAAGAGGCUCCUGUCACUGAUGAUGAGAAAGAAGACAAAGCCGACAAAAAUGCCAAAAGGGAGAAAGAAAUAGGUAUCAGGUCUCUUAACAGAGGGCAGCCUAAGUCAGUUGAGGAGCGUGACAAGCUGUUGGAGAAGAUUACACAUAUGAGGAAGGAGAGGAAAGUUUACAGCCGAUUUGAGAUGGCACCUUAAAUGGAAUCAGAAGAAAUGUGUACGAUAAACAGCGUAAAAAGUGUGUGUAGAAAGAAAAAUAUUAGAUUUUAAAGCUGAAAUGAUGACCAAGACACUUUCCGACCAAAGACACUUUUGUUUGUUUUCUGCAAAAAAAGCAUAUUAUGCAAACCGGCAGGGGACCUUGAGGUGUCACUGAACUUUGAAUGGUAAAACCUGAUGUUCCAAUUAUGUGCCAUGGCAAACAAAGAGUUUACCAAGGUAUGAAAUGGGGCUACGUGUGUGUAAUUGGAUGAUGAUGAAUGAUGUGUUUUUACUGACUGCAUGGGUGAAGUGCAAUGUUUGCAACAGGAUCUGUGAUGACAUCUGUCCUUGCUUUUUUAACAGCACUGACAGCCAUUACUUUAAAGUAAGAUGAUUUUAAGAAAGCAUGUCACCUAAAAGUUGAAUAGAUGAUCUUUAUAGUCAGAGUCUGUAAUAUACUGUAUUUUAUAUUGUGGUUUUUCACUAUCAUAUUAAACAAAAAGGUAGAUUUUUAUUUGGGUUUGUGAAACUUGUAAAUAAAUACAUUCAUAUCCAUGCAGGACUCUUGUUUCAGGGGAAAUACAUUGGAACUUUAAGCCUUUGUAAUCUGAAUCAAUCAAUGGAAUUUUAAAAUAAUGAAGAGAGAGAAAGACAGAAUAGCAAUGUUUUGCAUUCCUUUCUUUUGACUAGUAGGAGUCAUUGAGCUCUAUCUUCCAAGCUGCACCUGGUUCCCUUAAAGGGCCGGUUCACCUAAUUGACCAUUAAUAAUUCUUUAACAAACGAACAAAAAGUUAAAAUAUGUUUUAUUUUUGGAAUUUCCUUUUUCGCUGUGUAAAGCCAAAGCUACAUGCAUGCCUACAUUCCACUGGGGUGAGUGACUACAUAUGGUGUUAUCUUAUGUAAUAUGCUGGAACCAACCCUCUUUUAUCUCUGAAAAUGUGCUGUUUUUCAAGGAAAACGUGUCAUACCUGUACACUGAAGCAAGAAAAUCUGAAACUGCAAAGACUACACGACAGUAUGUUAAAUGGUGCCUUGAAAAACUAGAUUUAUUGAGUCUGUCUUCAGCAGCACUUGCCCUUUGUAAAUAAAAUUUCUUAAAAUUG